Zerene cesonia (dogface butterfly) is the source of this 1144-nucleotide messenger RNA. It is a transcript of the gene mRpL44, whose product is annotated as 39S ribosomal protein L44, mitochondrial. Gene Ontology annotation, molecular function: ribonuclease III activity; double-stranded RNA binding. The transcript is spliced from 6 exons. The record is from RefSeq and is a predicted model, not a curated record. Gene Ontology annotation, biological process: RNA processing. The coding region runs from base 91 to 1065 and encodes 324 amino acids. Lineage: Eukaryota; Metazoa; Arthropoda; Insecta; Lepidoptera; Pieridae.
AAUAUGACAUAACAUGUCAUAUGAAGUAACCGAAGUAACCACAAAAUAAAUUGUAAUAGAAAUACAUUUACAUGAAUUAAAAGUAGAUUUAUGACCAUGGCUUUUAUACGGCGAUGUGUUCCAAUUCUAUCAAAAGCAAUUAAAAAUAUUCCCAUAGCAAAACAAGAGCAAAAUAUCCAUCGAUGGGUUGCUCCAACUUUGAUGGAGUUAAAACGACGUGAGGAUAAACAAGGAGGUAAAAAAAUAUUUCCAAGAAACACGUUCUUAGAAUGGAAUUUUGAAGCAGAAUUAUAUGCAUUUGGGAAGCGACUUAAUGAGGAUUUUGAUUCAACUUUACUGAUGCAAGCUUUUACUGACCGAUCGUAUGUUAUUAAAGAGGAAAUGAAACAAAAAGAAAUCGAAUUUGCUAUACCAAUGAAAGAUAAUAGAGAACUUGCAGAGAAAGGAAUGAAGUUCAUGGAAGAGUAUAUUCAACUUUAUUUAGAAGUGGUUUUACCUAAAUUUCCUAAAGAAGGUAUCACUGGCAUAAAAAAUUACCUUUUGAGCGAAAAAGUUUUAUCCAAUAUAUCUUUACAUAUUGGAACCAAGGACAUUAUAUUAGCAUCUGAAUAUCCAGUAGACAAUUACAUUUUAGCCAACACUUUUAAGGCCAUAGUUGGAGCUUUAUAUGAGUCCUCAGGUGAUGAAAAAGCAGCACAUUUUGUUAGAGAUUUUGUAAUCACACAAUUACAAGGCCAAGAUGUAAAUGAAUUCUGGAAUAUAGAAGACCCGUGGGAGAUGCUGUCAGGGUUCAUAUCAAAGACAGGAGCCACUUUGGAUCCGAGGCUAAUUGGCGAAGUUGGCAAGGGAACUUUAUUAGCCUGCUAUAGAGUUGGUCUCUAUGUUGAUAAGAAGAUGCUUUCAGCAGGAUUUGGGGAGACAAUUGCAAUAGCUAAGGAAAUGGCAGCCCGAGAAGCCUUAAAAAAGAUAUUUGGAACCGAAGAUACUAUGCAUCCUAUCAAUUUUAAAUUGGAAGGUAUACCAAAAUCAAGUAUGAAAGCGCAACAGCAAAUUUCAGCCAGUUAAUUUUAGUGAAUUAGUAGAUAUAUGUACAUCUUAUAUAAUUUGUGUAGAAAUAAGGCCAUAAUAUGAUUUAAAAAUAAAG